AUGUUCCCUUCCAAUGCGUCUAACAAGCAGUCAAGCGAGCUCGAAGCUGUCAAACUCUCCGUGCAGUCCAUUGGCCUCGACGAAACUCGACAAAAGUUUCAGAAUCAUUGGAGGACUGUUUCAGACGCGGAUCUGGACUGGCUGGCGGAUGCGCGCUGUACAUCCCUCCGUCUACCUAUAGGCUACUUUACGCUUGGGCCAUCUUUCUGCAGCAAAACUCCCUUUGCUCCAUACGCCACUGUUUACACCGAUGCAUGGUCUUCUGUAAAAGACCUCAUCUACCGCGCGCGAGCCCGUGGCAUCGGCACCCUUAUCGAUCUCCACGCAUUGCCUGGAGGCGCCAACUGUGGCGAGCACAGCGGCACCAAUUCCGGCAAAGCCGAGCUGUGGAACAACGCAGCCAACCUCGCCCUCGCCACGCGCUGCCUUGAGUUCCUCGCUCGAGAAGUCACCUCCAUGGACUGCAUCGUCGGCCUGCAAAUCGUCAACGAGGCUGACUGGGACUCUGCUGGCAUGUACAAGUGGUACGAGUCCGCCAUCUCCGCUAUCGGCUGCAUUGAUGCUAGCAUUCCCAUCUACAUCUCAGACGGGUGGAACUCGUCGAAAGCCUUAGAUUACACUAGCAAGAAGAACUGCCUUUCGUCUCCGGGACCUUCUAACCCCGUCAUUGUGGAUACACACUUCUACUGGGCGUUCACCGAUGAUGACAAGGCCAAGUCGCCGCAACAAAUCACUUCCGAAGUAUGGUCCAAACUUUGCGAGCUAGACGGGAGAGACGGCAGCGUUGUCGACCGUGGUGCCUUCCAAGUCGUUGUUGGCGAGUACUCCUGCGUCAUGACAGAGGAUAGCUGGGCCAAGGGCGGAUGUUCGAGAGAUACCCUCAUCCGCGACUUCGGCGCCGCCCAAUCCGCCCGCUACCAAUCCCGGUCCGGCGGCUCCUUCUUCUGGACCUACGCGAUGGACUGGAUGCCCGGUGGGGAGUGGGGCUUCCGCGCCCAAACCGCCUCCGGUGCCAUCACACCCCCCGCAAAUCUGACCUUAUCCGCCGACGGCGUCCGCGUCAGGCUCUCCAACGCUCAAGCACGCCGAGAUGCUAAGAUGGCGGAGGGUGUGGGCAGCCAUUGUGGCUACUGGGACCGUACUGCGCCGGGCGGCUACUUCGAGCAUUGGCGGUUUGAGAACGGGUGGAAGGUCGGCUGGGCGGAUGCGGCUGCGUUUUUUGAGGCGAGGGUUGCGGUGCGGGUGCCGGGCGGGGCGGGGGGUGACAAAAUUGGAUGUCUUGACGUCUGGGUCAGGAAGCGGAUCAUAGAGAGCGGGAUGCAGGGCAAGUUUCUUUGGGAGUACGAGCAAGGGAUGCGGCAAGGCAUCAGCAGCUUCUACGAGGGGAAAGAUGGAGAGGAUGACUUCAGAAAGAACUAUGGAGAUUACUUUAUCGACGGUAUCGUUGUCGGUGCGGAGGCCGGUGUCCUAUACUCCCGGGCCCAUAGCGAAGUAACCACGACAGAGGUAACCGAGAUUACCGUUAUGAUAAGGUUUCUCUUAUGGAGGAAAAGCUUCGGCCACACAGACGUUCACAUCGAUCGGAGUGAAUCAUGCGCGUACUCUUUAUCCUGUUUCAACACCUUCGAGCAGAAACGCGAAGACAUGGCAACUGACAGAACCUAUGGCGAGGUUAUGGAUGUGGUCACCAGGACAUACUCAAUAAUAGAGCAUUUCGAAGAGCAGAUAAGGGAGCGCAGAGACAAGCUGUUUGCAACGCGGGACAAGCCAGGACUCUGGGAUAAAGGUGGCACUCUGACGGUGGAUGAUGUUGCUACAAGACUGAUCAGCCUGCACCGUUCAGGCGUCUUGUGGGAGGGUUUGAUGGUGCCAUAUGCGGCGCUGCCGGACUGUAGAGAAUUCUUAGGAGGACGCGCGCCCAAUGCGAGCAAGGAUGAGUCACGGCGUUUGAUGGUCUUCUUACUGAGAAGACUGAUCGCUGAUACUUUCUAG
Coniosporium apollinis CBS 100218 is the source of this 1992-nucleotide messenger RNA. RefSeq lists its product as uncharacterized. Gene Ontology annotation, molecular function: glucan endo-1,6-beta-glucosidase activity. The record is from RefSeq and is a predicted model, not a curated record. Lineage: Eukaryota; Fungi; Ascomycota; Dothideomycetes. The transcript is spliced from 5 exons. The coding region runs from base 1 to 1992 and encodes 663 amino acids. Gene Ontology annotation, cellular component: extracellular region; cell surface. Gene Ontology annotation, biological process: glucan catabolic process.